AUGGGGUUUCAAAAGCUGGUUCGAUACGAACAGGAUGACAAUGUUCACUACGGUGAAUUGCUCGAGACCUCUGACGACGGCUUCAAAGUGGCCAAGCUCAAUGGCAGUAUCGCCGACGGUUUUAGUACUGCCAACGCCGAGCCAAUAACGGUGAAGAAGCUCCUCUGCCCACUCGAGCGGACACCUAUUGUUCAAUGCAUUGGAGUCAACUAUCGUCAACAUGCCGACGAGGCUAAGAUGCCCGUGCCAAGCUACCCGGUACUCUUCAGCAAGCCGUCAGAUACACUCGCAGGGCCCUCGGAUGAUAUUCCUAUCCAUCCAGACGCUCAUCCAAUGAUGGACUUUGAAGGUGAAAUGACCGUGAUUAUCGGCCGUGAUGCCAAGAACGUCUCUGAAUCAGAAGCGCUCGACUACGUAUUGGGGUACACUGUUGGAAAUGACGUUUCUGCUCGCAACUUCCAGCUCAAGGACGCGGCGGGAGGGCAAUUUGGGUUUUCAAAAUCGUUCGAUGCCUUCGCCCCGAUUGGACCUGCGAUUUGGUCGACUGAAUGCGUCCCCAACCCGCAGAGCCUCCAGUUGACAACGAGGGUGAACGGGGAGGUGAGACAGGCCACUAACACGAGUGACAUGAUAUGGUCGGUUCGGCAGAUUAUUGCUCAUUUAUCUCGUGGAAGGACUCUGAGAAGUGGGACCGUCAUCAUGACAGGAACGCCAUCAGGGGUCGGCUUCUUUCAAAAACAAUUUCUCAAGAAUGGGGACAUUGUUGAGGUGGAGAUUGAGGGACUUGGCAAGAUUUCCAACAAGAUGGUUUUUGAUUAG
This is a messenger RNA of Ilyonectria robusta, 819 nucleotides long. RefSeq lists its product as uncharacterized. Bases 1 to 819 code for a protein of 272 amino acids. The record is from RefSeq and is a predicted model, not a curated record. NCBI's taxonomy places the organism in Eukaryota, Fungi, Ascomycota, Sordariomycetes, Hypocreales, Nectriaceae. Gene Ontology annotation, molecular function: catalytic activity. The transcript has 3 exons.